AUGGCAGCGCUGAGACAGGAGCAUCGGUAUGGGCUCUCCUGUGCAAAAAUCAACAAGAAAGCUCAAAAUAAAACUCUAUUUCACGUCAAGCUAACUGAUACCGCCAUUCGAACGCUUGAAGCCUAUCAGAAUCUGAAGGGAUCCUUACCAAAUCAGCCAGCAGUUUGCUUCAAGGGGAGCCAGGGGUAUAUCAAGAUCCCUGCCCCAUCCCCAGAGGCCCCAGAUGCACUCCGGGUCUUCUCCUUCUACCUGUCCAGUGAUAGCAAAGACAAACCUCAGGCCAGCGUUGACUGCAUCCACCAGCAUGUCUCAGGGGAGGGCAGGGAGCACCUGGAGGGCCAGGGCAGUAUUCAGGACAAGAUCACUGUGUGUGCCACUGAUGACUCAUACCAGAUGACCCGAGAGCGCAUGUCUCAGGUUGAGAAGGACAUCAUGAGCAGGUCGGCCAUCGAGAUCAAACCAGGCUCUACACAUGGUAAAUGUGUGAAGAUCCAGAGGAAGCAGGGCCUGUCAUCAGGCAUGGACAGCAGCAGCAACAAGCACUCCCCUAACAACAAGAAGAGCGGGGCCCACAACCCAGUAGCCCUCAGGCCCCUGAGAGACCGCAUCAUCCACGUCCUGGCCUUAAAGCCCUACAGGAAGCCUGAGCUGCUGUUGUGGCUGGAGAGGGAGAGGGCCACUCCCAAGGAUAAGACUGACCUGGGAGCAGUACUGGAUGAGGUUGCUAAACUGAACCACAAAGACCACAGCUUUACUCUGAAGGAUGAGUUCUACAGGCACGUCCAAAAGGAUUGGCCCGGUUACCUGGAGGAAGAGAAGCCGCUCAUCCAUAGGCUCCUGGCCAGGAAACUGCAGCCACUGAGCAGCAGUAGCCAGUUGAAGAGUUUCCAGUCAAACCAUUCAUUCCACAAAACCCCUGCGGAUUCUCCGUCACAACUCAGCCCGGUCAAGACUCCCUCUGUGAAACGCCCCGUGCCCUCCGACCUAUCUGAUUAUCAGACCCCCAAGAAGCAAAGACUAUUAGACCACAGUUUAUCUCUGCAGUCUCCUUCCAAUGGACAGCUUGGUACCUUUGGAGCCCGUAGCUCAUCUGGUCCAGGCAACACCAGUGUACAGACCAAAACAGAGUUUGAGAGAACCAACAAUCACGUCCAGGGAAGCCCUAAUGGUCUCUACACAAGGCAAAAAUUGGGUUGCUCCUCCAGUAUUCCCAAGCUGGAGAGGACAGAGCCAGGCCUAGCAGUACCAAGCCCCAAGGCUCCACAGACUGAGCCCUCCAUCUGCACUGACCAGCAGCUAGCCAACGGCCAGCACAAAAAGAAGAAGUCCAAGAAGCACAAAGACAAGGAUAGGGAGCGCUUAAAACAGGACUGGAUAGAGAACAGUCCCGACCUGAAACAGAACCAGGAAAACAUCACUGACAAUGAGGGGGCUAAAACACCUGUCACUCGUACAUCACCGGAGGAGCUGCCUGACUUUUUAAUAAAGUACAACACCAUCACAGCCUCAGAACAGCGACAACAGUACAAGCAGGAUUUCUGUGCAGAGUACGAUGAGUAUAGGGCCCUGCACGACCAGAUCGGUACCAUCACUGAGAUGUUUGUUCAGCUGGGUUCCAAGAUAAACACUCUGUCCCCCGGUACACAGGAAUACAAGCUCAUGGAGGAGCAAAUACUGCAGAAAUACAGAAAGUAUAAGAAAAAGUUCCCUGGUUACCGGGAAGAGAAGAAGCGAUGCCAGUAUCUGCAUCAGAAACUUUCUCACAUCAAAGGUCUGAUCCUGGACUAUGACCGUACCCAGGCCCCUUCAUAGUGACUGGCCUGCACCCUGCUGCCACAGGGUGUUACUGUAUCAAUGGACCAAAAUUCUCCCCGUGGACCAAAAGACUGCCCAGCCAAGCCUGGGUCCUGGAGUGACCUGGAAUCGCAUAUGAAUCACACAUUCACUUCACUCCUCCCAGUGUUGGUGGGAGAGAGGAGCGAUGUUCUCUUAUAUGAAGUGGGCCAAGACCAGCAACUUGUGAGCAAAUGAAACCCUUUAAUGUUUUUGUUGUUGAGGGCGAGGGUUGUAAUGACUGGAAUUUGUUGUGGUGUAUAAAUCAUAAGAUGACACAAUUUAAGCCAAAUUCCUUUUUCUACCCAUAAUGCAAAAUGUACAUGAACUCUCCUGCCCAAAUGCUUUUAUCGUUUAGUCUAUUAUCAUGACUACACACAAAGGCAUAUUGGUUUGAUGGUACAAUCAUAAGGACAGAUAAGAACAAAUGCUCUUCAUACCCAGUCUUCUAUCAAUGCUAUAUUUAAGUACCCAGUACAAUUUGUUGUUUGCUAUUUCACUGAAUGUAUAGAUGUAAAAUAAUUAUAUAAAGUCUUCAUUCCUAUAGAGAGGGUUGCAAUCACUGGAUUAAGAUUAGGGAAAACUGGAAGAUAUUUUAUGUUCUGUGGAAAUAUCUUAGACGUGACUUCUAGGCCAUAUCCCUGCCAUUGUUGAUGUCCCAGGCAGAAUACAAAAUGUAGACUAUCUAAAAAAAGGAGGUAGACUAUGUAUGCUGAACAGGAGCUAGGAAGAAUAUUGUAACUGUAAAGAGGUAGGCGUGGCCUAAACAUCAACAUUUCAGGUAUUGAUACAUAGUUCUAAAAAAAACAAUACAAAAUUACAAAGAAAAA
Molecule: messenger RNA, 2663 nt
Organism: Oncorhynchus tshawytscha (Chinook salmon)
Lineage: Eukaryota; Metazoa; Chordata; Actinopteri; Salmoniformes; Salmonidae
Product: RNA polymerase II elongation factor ELL2
Exons: 12
Coding region: 1-1812 (603 amino acids)
Biological process (GO): snRNA transcription by RNA polymerase II; positive regulation of transcription elongation by RNA polymerase II; transcription elongation by RNA polymerase II
Cellular component (GO): transcription elongation factor complex
Molecular function (GO): cis-regulatory region sequence-specific DNA binding
Source: RefSeq, a predicted model, not a curated record